Thamnophis sirtalis is the source of this 1656-nucleotide messenger RNA. RefSeq names its product ectodysplasin A (gene EDA). Gene Ontology annotation, cellular component: membrane. Lineage: Eukaryota; Metazoa; Chordata; Lepidosauria; Squamata; Natricidae. The record is from RefSeq and is a predicted model, not a curated record. Gene Ontology annotation, molecular function: tumor necrosis factor receptor binding; death receptor binding; death receptor agonist activity. Gene Ontology annotation, biological process: animal organ development; immune response.
AUGGGUUCGGAGCGCGGGGCGCCGCUGCGGCUUCCUCGGGACAGGCGGCCGCUGGAGACGGAGGGGGCGGGCUGGGGCUGCGCUUGCGGCCGGCGGGGCUCGGGCGCGUGGCGGGCGGUGGCCGGCUUUUUCGCGCUCUCGUUGGCGCUGCACCUCUUGACGCUCGGCUGCUACCUGGAGUUGCGCUCCGAGCUGCGCCGCGAGCGGACGGCGCCCCAGGACGGCCGGCAGCCCGGAGGCACUGCGGAAGCCUCGCCGGACCUCGCGCCCGCCGGACGGCAGCAGCUGCAGCAACAGCCCCGCGUCCCUGGCGAGCCCGGCAGAGGCAGCCCACAGCAGAUGGCCUGGCUGAACGUCUUCUCCCCCGAGGAGAGGCCUCUCUUUAGAGAAGAAAGUAGCCGUGUGCGCAGAAACAAAAGAAGCAAGAACAGCGAAGGAUCAGAAAGCACAAGUCCUAAAAAGAAGAAAGGCAAAAAGGCUGGCCCUCCAGGACCUGUUGGGCCCCAAGGGCCCCCUGGACCACCUGGACCCCAAGGGCCCCCUGGAAUCCCAGGUAUCCCUGGCAUUCCAGGUACCACGGUGAUGGGACCUCCAGGACCUCCAGGACCUCCAGGCCCCCAGGGACCCCCCGGCCUGCAAGGUCCUACCGGCACAGCAGAAAGAGCCGGACCGAGGGAUUCACAGCCAGCCGUAGUCCACCUCCAAGGCCAGGGCUCUGCUAUCCAAGUCAAGAAUGAUCUUUCAGGUGGAGUUCUUAAUGACUGGUCUCGCAUAACCAUGAACCCGAAGGUCUUUAAGCUGCACACCCGGAGUGGCGAGCUGGAGGUACUGGCAGACGGCACGUACUUCGUCUAUAGUCAGGUAGAAGUGUAUUACAUAAACUUCACAGAUUUUGCCAGCUUCGAGGUGGUGGUGGAUGAAAAGCCUUUUCUGCAAUGCACUCGGAGUAUUGAGACAGGAAAGACCAACUUCAACACCUGCUACACAGCUGGGGUUUGUCUCCUCAGAGCUCGGCAGAAGAUUGCUGUGAAAAUGGUCCACGCUGACAUCUCCAUCAACAUGAGCAAGCACACCACCUUCUUUGGGGCCAUUCGGCUGGGGGACGGGCCCUCUUCCUAAGGACCUGAGGUGGGGCCUUCCCAAACCACCUGGCCUCGCUGUUCAAAAGAUUGGGAAGAGUCAAAGAACUGAUAUUUAUUUUUUUAUGUAACUACAGAAAGCAAGCCAGGUUUCCCUUGGCUUCAUUGGAGCAGUACUUAAAAAUGGAGCAUUGCUAGGAAUGAGACCUUCCACCGAGCUGCAUAGAUCACAUCAGAGGCGGGUCACUUCCUUCCCACAACUUGCACUGAUAAGAGUUACUACGGCAACAGAUGAUGGAAGGCAUGCAACUGAAUGCUCUCUAGGAAGAUGUAUGUUAACAGGAAAAUUCUUCGUCUCCACCACACACACCCUCUAAUUUUUUUAUACUUUUUUAAAUUAUAAGGAACUUUAGAAUGUGGCCAAGACAUAUCCAAAUCUGAUGACAAUAAAUUUCAUGUUUAGAAACUGGAACUAUAGACGAGGAACUGUUGAUAAAGCUGGAAGUAGCCCUUGGCAAAAACAUACUAACUAUCCAGUUAAAGUAGUGAAUUUGACUUUCAAACGUUAAUGUGUUGU